AUGCCCAAAGCCGAAGUUGGCUCGACGAAAUACUUGAGCAACAGGCUCAAGUCAAAGGGUCUCCAGCGUCUAAGAUGGUAUUGCCAAGUUUGCGAAAAGCAGUGCCGCGAUGCCAAUGGAUUCAAAAUGCAUACCCAGUCUGAAGGCCACGUGCGACAAAUGCUCGUCGUCGGCGAGGACCCGAAGAAAUACAUCAACCAAUACAGCGACGAGUUCCUAAAGGACUUUUUGCAGCUAUUGAAGACGGGUCAUGGAGAGAAACAGGUGCAGAUUAACCAUUUCUACCAAGAAUACAUUGCCAACAAAGAGCACAUUCACAUGAACGCGACGAAAUGGCCGUCGCUGACCGAAUUUGCCAAAUAUUUGGGAAGAGAGGGAAUGUGUCGGGUGGAGGAGAACGAAAAGGGAUUUCACAUCAGCUGGAUCGAUAACUCCCCUGAUGCCCUGCGGCGGCAAGAGGCCCUGAGGCGGAAAGAAGCGCAAGACCAAGGCGACGAAGAAAUUGAGCAGCGUAUGAUUCGAGAGCAGAUCAAGCGAGCCGAGCAAGCCGCCGGUAAACGCGAUGGAGAAGCAGAAGAGGAACAAGAGGGCAGAGAGCUCAAAAGACAGGAUGGCGAAAAAAUUAAGCUGUCUUUUGGCACGAAGCCUAAGCCGGAGGAGGCCCAGAAAGUAACAGAGGAGAAGUCAGAGGCAUCAACAGACGCCGACAAGGGCGAGCAAGCAGAUUCCGAUGCGCCAAAAGAACAGUCAAAGCCAGCCGCGAGUAAAGGAGGCUUCGGUGGGAUAUCCUUAAAGCUUGGUGACAAGCCACAGACGAAGAAUGUGUUUGCCCAAGCAAAGAAGAACGCGUUGGCUUCGGGGUCGAAGAAGGGUUCUUUAAUACAGCAACCCAAGAAGAUGAGCGAAGCAGAGAGGAUCAUGAAGGAGGAGCUAGAAAGGAAAAGGCCAAGCGGUUCGGUCGGUUUUGGAAUGCCCAGUGGCAAAAAGCAAAGAAAUCAUUAA
Trichoderma asperellum CBS 433.97 is the source of this 1002-nucleotide messenger RNA. RefSeq lists its product as uncharacterized. Gene Ontology annotation, biological process: DNA replication; DNA damage response. Gene Ontology annotation, molecular function: double-stranded DNA binding. NCBI's taxonomy places the organism in Eukaryota, Fungi, Ascomycota, Sordariomycetes, Hypocreales, Hypocreaceae. Gene Ontology annotation, cellular component: nucleus. The record is from RefSeq and is a predicted model, not a curated record.